This is a messenger RNA of Neurospora crassa OR74A, 3064 nucleotides long. Its product is annotated as potassium transporter. Gene Ontology annotation, cellular component: plasma membrane. The coding region runs from base 707 to 2677 and encodes 656 amino acids. Gene Ontology annotation, biological process: intracellular potassium ion homeostasis; potassium ion import across plasma membrane. The record is from RefSeq and is a predicted model, not a curated record. The transcript is spliced from 3 exons. Lineage: Eukaryota; Fungi; Ascomycota; Sordariomycetes; Sordariales; Sordariaceae. Gene Ontology annotation, molecular function: high-affinity potassium ion transmembrane transporter activity.
AUUUUGGACGUCAAGUGAAUCUAAGUCUGAGACUACAACCGCAAUUCUUUGAGAAUUGACUCCAUGUCGUGAUAGACUCUUUGACAGCAACAACCACUGCCCACUACACGUCUGGAGUAGGUCUCUCGACCGGACGCGACCCGACACCUCAGUCGCAUAACCGCUCCUACUCGCCGUCACACUCUUGUUUGAUACCACAGCUUGGUAUUAUCUCGUAGGAGGCACUCGACUUUGGUUACCUCUAAGGAGCUCAACCCGUGUAGUUGGUGUGGGUCGACGCAGGCUGUGAGAACUAAGGAUACCUUUAAGGAGCAUCGCCGCGGCAUUAAGCCUUCCUACCCGUCCGCACAAAGCGCAUGGUUUACAUAGACAUUUGCAGCUUUGUUUGGAGGCAGAAAGAAGAACGACCAACACAAUCGGUAAAACCCAGACGAAGAUCCGACGAGGAUACCACGGUCACCGCUUUCACAAUAUCUCUACCCAAAAGCCUUUUCUGCUCUACCUAUCUCUACAUGCGGAUUUUGCAACCACAAGAGUCGACGGCCAAUUUGCUCUCGAAGGUUGUGCGCUGAUCAAAUCAGAUAUUUAGGCGACCUAGUGUCAGAACCUUCAUCUGCUGGCCGAGUUUUGCAGUCACCAGCCGUGCUUAUAUCGAGUGGAAACACCCACCUAGCAUUUUUCCUUCAUCACACAAUUUCUCACUACCAUGGAGAGUACCCACUCGAGGCUUCGUACCAUGUUGCCGCCCAUCAACUUCAUCAGCAUUCACUACGCCUACUUCAUCAUUGUUUGCUUGUUUGCCUCCCUUAUCUUCUGGGGCUCUUCCAAUCCGGCCCAUAGUAUCAGCUAUGCUGAUAGUCUCUUCUUGGUUGUCAGUGCCAUGACUGAAACGGGACUCAACACUGUCAACCUAAGUGAGAUGACAACAUGGCAGCAAAUCUUGCUUUUCCUUCUCAUCAUAUUCGGCAGUGCCAUCUGGGUUUCUAUUUGGACCGUAGUCGCCCGCAAACAUGCCUUUGAGAAGCGCUUCGAGGACGUCGUCCGCGCUGAACGGCUUCGAAGGGCCAAUAGAUCAAGUUCAGUCAAUCUUUCGCGCUUGAGGUUCAUGCGGUUCCAGGGAAGACGGUCGCUGAAUGUCAUUUCACCGCCGGCCAUGACAGAAACCCUUGAUUUGGUCAGCAUUUCGACACCGAGUCCCGGCAAAUCUAAUAAUCCAAUCCUGGACGUUCACGCACAUCACACCCACUACACUGGAACCGCAAAGCUUUCCGACAAGAACACGCCGCAACGUUCGUCCACGCCUGCCCAUAUUGCAUUCGCCGAAACACCGCAUUCAAGCCCCGAGAAUCACCCACCAACCGGCUUCUCUACAGCAGCACAACACGGAUAUCUUGUGAGUCAGAACAACACAGCCCGCAGGAUAGCCCCUCAAAGGCAAGAGCACUUGGAAACCGAGGGGGAUGCGAAGGGCGACUUCAGCGUGCGCAGUCUUUUCGCUCGCGCGGCAGGCAGAAACGCCCAGUUCCACGGCCUCUCCCGAGAGGAGCGCCGUGUGCUUGGAGGUUGCGAGUACCGCGCUCUUAGGGUUUUGGCGGUUAUCGUACCGCUUUACUUUUUCCUUUGGCAAUUCAUCGGCUGCAUGGCGUUGGGCGCCUGGAUCAACCGCCACCGCCCCGAGCCGCCCCUCAGAAACGGCGUCAACCCAUGGUGGCUUGGGAUCUUCAACGGCGCCUCGGCCUUUAAUAAUUCGGGAAUGUCCCUUUUAGAUCUCAAUAUGAUACCGUUCCAGGAUUCCUAUUAUGUUCUGGUCACCAUGGGAUUGCUCAUCCUGGCUGGAAAUACUGCCUACCCUAUAUUCCUCCGGCUGAUUCUAUGGGGCAUACUUCAGAUACUGGACGUAGCCACUAUGGAGACGGAGCUUCGCGAACUGAAAGAAACACUGCAGUUCAUUCUAGAUUAUCCUCGCCGUGUAUACACAAACCUUUUCCCACAGAGACAGACCUGGUGGCUGGUUUUCAUGGUUAUCCUCGUCAACAGCGUCGACUGGGUCGCUUUCGAGCUCUUGAACAUGGGCAACCCCGCCGUUGAGUCGCUACCAAAAGGCUCGCGGGUUGUGGAUGGUCUUUUCCAAGCAGUUGCUGUACGUUCUGGAGGCUUCUACGUGAUCGCUAUCCCUUCCUUGUACAUUGGCGUCCAGGUCUUGUAUACCAUCAUGAUGUACAUUUCGUGCUUUCCUGUGGUCAUAACCCUGAGGCACACAAAUGUUUAUGAAGAACGCUCGCUGGGCAUAUACUCCGGUGACCCGAUAUCGCCAGACAUUGAAUCCGGCUUGCACGGGCGCUCUGGAGUAACAAGCCUUGCUCGCCAUAUCAGCCACAGCGGGACAUCAGCCAUCGGUCAAGCGUUUCGCCAUACUUUGACUUGGCAUGGGGUCGGUGUACGCACCCCUUUGACAAACUCCGCGGCUGACUCACGCAUCAGCUUCAUUAGCGUAAGUUAUGUCGAUCUCAUCCAUUCAACGAAGGACUGUCCUCAUAAUGACUUGCCCAACAGCAACAAAUCCAGGGACAACUGGCGCACGAUAUGUGGUGGUUGGCGGCUGCGGUCCUUGUCAUCGUUACGAUUGAGACAAGCAACUUUUUGGCCGAUCCGGCCACUUUCAGCGUGUUCAACGUGAUCUUCGAAGUGGUCUCUGCUUACGGUUGCGUUGGAAUUAGCGUCGGGCUCCCCAGUGCCAACUACAGUUUCGCUGGGGGAUGGCAUACUGCUUCAAAGAUAGUUCUUUGCGCUGUCAUGUUAAGGGGACGGCAUAGAAACCUGCCGGUCGCGCUUGAUCGAGCAGUUCGUCUACCCGGAGACGACUUACACGAAGAAGAAGAGGAGGAUCACCGGCUUCGACGGAGCGUUACCAUUCGUGGUGUCGGGUCUGGCGAGGGCUAGUGUUCUUCUUUUCUUUUUCUUUUCAUGUCACUACGAUUGCUGGCGAUCAAUCUUUUCUCCAAAAUCAAUCAAAGGUAUCAUGACCUGACGAUGCAAUAGGAAAACAAUCUGUAUCAAUGUUCCG